Messenger RNA from Sander lucioperca (pikeperch), 4610 nucleotides. RefSeq names its product phospholipid phosphatase 5 (gene plpp5). The transcript has 8 exons. Gene Ontology annotation, biological process: phospholipid metabolic process. The record is from RefSeq and is a predicted model, not a curated record. Bases 242 to 1042 code for a protein of 266 amino acids. Gene Ontology annotation, molecular function: phosphatidate phosphatase activity. Lineage: Eukaryota; Metazoa; Chordata; Actinopteri; Perciformes; Percidae.
UCAUAUGUAGCCGCGAGCUUCACGCAGCGCUCAUCUCCUCCGUGGCAUCCUUGUUUCUUCUCAAAUGUGCGACUUACACCGUCGGCAGAAACAGAGGAUGUUGAGGCCUAAUUCAUGUUAACUGCACACGUUAAUAUGAGGAUGAAGAGAUAAAAUAACGACUUGUUGAAGUCCCAGUUAAGUUAAAUGAAAGUGGAGUGACAAUGUUUGCUGUUGACUGAAGUCCACUCCAAGAACCAAAAUGAAGAGGAGGCUGCUUCGUGGUUUCCUGUCGGAAAUUUCCAUCCGGAUGGCGCUGUUGAUCGUGUUCCUUGUCACGGAGCAGCUUCCUCCUUUCUACCGUGAGAUCCAGCCAGAGGAGAUGUGGUUGUAUAAAUUCCAUCGUGUGGAGAGAGACCAUGUACCCACUUCUCUUAUGUUUAGUGUAGCAGUUUUCACCCCGCUGAUUGUUAUCCUGGUUUUCACCUUCCUGAUGAAGUCAGAACGAGGCGAUCUAAAAGAAGCCUCGCUGGCUGUGACUUUGACUCUGGUGCUGAACGGAGUUUUCACCAACGUCAUCAAACUUGUUGUUGGCAGGCCACGACCAGACUUCUUCUAUCGCUGUUUCCCAGACGGGCAGAUGAACCUGGAUUUGCGCUGCAGCGGUGACCCAGAUGUAGUCAUGGAGGGCAGGAAGAGCUUUCCCAGCGGGCACUCUUCCUUUGCCUUUGCAGGUUUGGGUUUCACAGCGCUAUACAUCGCAGGAAAGCUGUGCUGCUUCAAUGCAGCAGGCCAAGGCAGAGCGUGGCGGCUGUGUGCCUUUCUCACACCUUUACUUAUUGCGACUGUGAUCGCCCUCUCCAGAACCUGCGACUACAAACACCACUGGCAAGAUGUAUUGGUGGGUUCUCUGCUGGGCCUCUCCUUUGCCUGGUUGUGUUACAGACAACACUACCCUCCUCUUCAGGACGCUGAGUGCCACAGACCUCUGCGUCACAGAGAGACUGUUCCCGCCGCACAGGAGCGCAAACUUGCCAACUCCAACUACAUCCUGCCCCUGUAGAACAGCUAUCUGUUCUGUUACUGGUGUCAUUCAUACUGGGUUACAUGGUAAUCCUUCUAAUUCCAAUUUUCACACCCAUAGGGCUGGGCAGUCAAUAUUUAUUGUUUAUCGUCAAUCGUUUUAACUGUAUUGUGGGAUUUUUUUUUUUUUUGUAUGGUGACACAUGGUGUAUUUUCUAAACUAAAAAAAGACUAAUGCCACAUUUCUUCUGAAUGGUUUCUCAAACACUUGAGAGUUGCUGUAAAUAACAACUCCAGUUUAACAACUACAUAAACAACUUCCAAACCUAAACCGACAUCAUUACAUAUAAAAGUUAUCAACAUUGAAGGGCCUGGUGGAUACGAUGACUUUUAUUAUUUUCCAUAAGGCCCAGCCCUUCACACGCUGUGUAUCGUGCCUAUAGAUUACAUAACUUAAAAUACGCACAACAGCUGAGCAGGUCAACUACACAAGCACUGCACUAAUGGUCCACUGCCCAUCAACCACUGGCUCAGCUGCUGUGUGGAAGUUUCUCAUGUUGGAACACUUUUUGGGGAUUGUUUUGUAAACUUACAACUUUUUCAACAAGCAGGGUUGAGGUUCUUGCACGGAUGUUCAUUCUUGACUUUUGGGAAAACAAUAUAUGGUAAAGAGAAUCAGAGCUCAACCUUAUGCCGAAACGAUUAUGUGGUUAAUUGACAACACUUUUGAUAAUUGACUAAUUUUUUGGUUGUUAAACCCCUGGGUUUUUGCAGCUUCUUAAAUGUGAAGAUUUGCUGCUUUUUGACAUUGUGAAUUUAAUAUAUAAGGGUUGGACUAGUUGGUAAAACAAAACAAGCAGUUUGAAGUUUUGACAUUUAUCAGACUAAAUCAUUGACUAAUCAAUUAAUAUAAAAGAAUAAUUAAGAUAUUAGAUAACUAAAAUAAUCAUUAUUUUUAGCUCAAGCACAAAAGGGUCCUUUUUAUUAAUGACUGAGAGCUUUCAACUGCAUCUCGAAGUCUUCUUCUGCAAAUGGAGCUGGUUCAGGUGUAAUCACGAGACCUGAAUGUGAAACAACAGCAGACUGAAUGAACACUUUAAGGAGAUACACGGGUUAAAAUCUCUCCUCCGUACACGACCACUUGUUAUCAUGACAUGUACCCAAGUGUUUAAAUCAUUUGAUCACUUGAGCCGGCUCCACUCGAAGACUGAGAUAAUUUUGACAGUUCCAAAUAAUUAGCAAGUGGACCUUUGAGCUUAGAUCAUCUGCACCAUAUUGUAUUUGAUUUGACAGCGACAAACUGGUGAAGUAAGAGGUGUUAAUGUGGGCUGUUUGUAUCUAAAAGUAGGGGUGGGUGAUACGGAUACAAUCCUCUAUCAGUAUAUGUCAGUUUACAUCAUUAUAUCAAUACUUUAAUAUCUGAAUAAAAGGCUCAGAAAUGUCCUAAACCAACUGGGCACUGUAGUUUUUAGUAAACAUUACUCAUCCAGGAGUAAAUAGUGUAUUUGUUGGGGACUAGUUUCAGCUGUGGAUUAAUACACAUUUAGUGGCCAAGUUGCUUUGGGACGAUGAAAAAGAUAUAUCAGGCUUUGUUUACAAACAACACUUGUUAGUAGGAUCAAUUCAUUGUUGGUUUUGGUUUUUGAUUUGUCGAAAAACAAAAAAAAAAAGUACGGAAUAUCACCAGACUUUAGGAUAAAAAUCUCUAACAUUUGACAAAAUUGAUAUCGUCCCACAGUACAUAUGGCCCACCCCGCUCUGAAAGCACCUUUAUGUGUAAAGCAGGUUAAUCUAAACCACUUGGUCAGCUUUAUAUCUUCAAUCUAUCUCCACAUUGCUCCACUGUUUAUGAGUGCUUUAAAUCGUUCUGUAUUCCUAUAUUAUAUUUAGAAUGUUUCCAUUCACAGAUUGUUUGAUUAACAUCUGGAAAGGGUUCAUAUGCCCAGUCCUUAGUAUAACGCACUGAUGUAGCAGCUCCACUCAUCUCUUCUCACAGUUUUUGCAGUGCUUGCUGUACUUUCUUUGUGACAAACACACAUGAUAUAAUCACAUCUUUGCUCUAACUGGACAGCACAUAUGUUAAUAUAGUUAAUAUGACUGUAAAAGAAGGUUUUCCUGCACAAGUGGUCUCAGGCUGACUGCAGGUCUGGUUCUCGUAACUCUUCCUGCUCCUCUGCCAACACAUCUGAAGUGUGAAUGUUCACCAGAAGUGUACAGGAGUUAGUUGUUGGAGUGACAGUGACACCAGAUCUUUCUGAUGAACCUGAGUGAGGUCAGAUUGUAACCUCUUCAGGUGAUGGUGCUAGCCUCCCUGUGCUCCUGCUGGUGAGGUUUUCUAUCCUGUUAAUUGUUUUAUUGGCACGUAAAGGUUUUUGUUUUCUGGAAGUUUUCAUCAACUUCAACUUUAGUCAGUAAAAGUCUGUGAUUCAGUUAUGAUUUUACAACUUUUUUUGUGGUCUUUCCGUUUAAUUUUUUUUUCUGUUUUAUCUUUCCGUUGGGUUUGUAAGAUUGGUUUUCAAUUGGAAAAAACAUCACAAUGUUACAUAGACAUGACAUGUCUGAGAAACAACCAAACCUCUUUAUGUUUCUGUUUGUGUGUGCAAUCAGCCAAAGUUUUGCAGGGUCAAAGCACACACGUCGCUGUGAAUCAAGCAGCUGGAUCACAGUGGUUUCAGACCAAACUUGGCAGAGAAAAACAGAUGAAUUUGUGCCUUUGUUUACUACAUUACUUUGUUACUCUUAGUUAAAGAAUUAAUUAUAUACUGCAUGUGCUCCCUGUCACGUACACAACUUUGUUCUGAAUCUUUUUGUGUAUAGGAGUCAGUUGGGAAUAUACAACAUGGUGUUUAAAUGUGGCAUGCUGCCUUUCUUUACCUCAGAAAAAAAAAAAAAAUUUCUUUCCAUAAAUGUUAUUGUUGAUAGAGUCAAAUGUGAACAUUUCUGGGUGAGUAGCUAAGCGGAGGAAAAACUUAACUUUUUACAAAACUUAGACACAAAUAAUAUCUUACGUUACUUGGUCAAUCUUAUAGUUAUUAUGAUAUGAUGUAUAGGUCUAAGUGUAUUUAAUUUUGGGGCAUGUAGGAGUUUACUUGAAUUUUAAAUAUUUGUUUGUUUACCUUAAAUGUGAUCAUGUUAUUUCAUGAAAAUAGGAAUCAUAUUUGUGGGCACGUGGCUUUCUGGGGGAUCUUUAGACAAAAAAAUGUAUUAGACUUUGCUGCAUUUUGAUAAAAUCCUGCAUGUUUCACAGCUACAUGUAAAUAGCAACACAUUUACUUCAUUACUUCCUUCCAAGUCCCAUCAAUCUCCAAUCCAAUCCAUUUCCAUCUGUUUCUAUUAAUUUAUGUGAUUUUCAGUACAUGAAUACUGUAUCAGGUUGUGGAUUAUGUCUGUUUUUUUUCAGAUCUUCUGUCAUUACAAGGGAUGAUACUAAAACUUGCCUGUUUGCUUUAUUUAUGUCAUGCUUAUCAUAAUUUGCCUUGGCUUGUAUAGCAGCCACUUUUGCUGAUAUCCUGAUUGUACAUGUUGUGAUGCUUUUAACAACUCUUUUGGUGACAUUAAAUGAUGUUUCUAAAUAAUCUUGCAAUACACACUGUCCUUUGCUUAUUUUC